Cladocopium goreaui is the source of this 1404-nucleotide messenger RNA. The record is from the annotation of a GenBank genome assembly. NCBI's taxonomy places the organism in Eukaryota, Dinophyceae, Suessiales, Symbiodiniaceae.
AUGCUGGCAGCUGAAAUAAAACCAGAAGCUGUGUGGAAGUCGGUACGACCUGGUAAGAUCGGUUGGACCAAGGAUGAUGUGGACAGGCUGGCCAAGAAGUGGAUCGAAACCUUCCCGCAGAAAGCAUAUGACUUGGUCCGCAAUAACCGUUUGCAGCCCGGGUCCCAAAUUCCCAGGUUUGCUCAUCCAAGGCCCAGAGAGCAGCGAAAGUCUCCAACGCGCAGCCGCAAGCCGAAGGAAGACCCGUUGGAGGAGAGUGAUGAUCAGCCAGAGCCUUUGGCAGACCAGAGUCCUGCUGAAGGGAACGGAGAACUUUCUUCGGGUGGGGAAGGCGAGGCAGGUGAAGGUGAGCCGGGUUCCGACUCUGAUGUUGGGAUGACCGAUCAGGAUUCCAGCAGUGAGUCUGGGAGCAGUGAGUCUGGGAGCAGUGAGGGUGUGGAAGUUGUGGGUGAGGUUGACAUGACCAAGCCGAUCCCCGACUACAAUCCUGAGUUGUGGCCCGAUAACCAGUUGGGACUUCUCCCAUCCGACCAUGAAAAGCUUAGCAGUUGUGAUGGUGAUGAUGAAAGCCAACCUGAAGAAAACCCAGUGCCCAUUCCUGAUGAGAACCUUUCUCGGGAGGACAAGUUGAAGAAUUUUUGGAAGAAAUUUGAACGACCCUUUCCUCGCCCCAGCAGUGCCGGAUCUUCCCAAGACCUCCCUCCGGUUGCCCCCAAUGGUGGUGUUUCCCAGCCAGAGCCAAUGCUUGAAGAUUCUGUUGAAGAGAUUACCCGGGAAGAGAAGGUAGAAAAGUUUUGGGAGAAAUACCAAAAGGCUCGUACCAGAAUGGAAGAGGUUGCACUGGACCUUCCUGCUGUUCCACCUGGGUAUGAAUCCAAUUCCGAUUCUGAAGAAGCGGCAGAUUCCUCACAUGGUUCCCUUUCCCAAAGCACUAUGAGGUUGUCGGAGGCUGGCCAGGACGAGCCCGCACAGCCAGUGGCAGCAUUCCCGAACAAGAAGAAGGAAAAGAAGGUUGCAAAGGUGAAUGGCAAGUCCAAAGCGUCGAGCAAAAAGGCAUCGGUCAGCAAGAAGGCUAGCUUUAGCUUCUCGGCAGCAAGUUCGCGUGCGGGUGUGAAGGCCAAAGAUGUGAAGUCAGCACCAGUCACCUAUGGAACCUAUGACAUCAGCAAGUUGCCUCAAGAAGCAUACCCUGAUGGCUCCCGUAGAAAUCAAGGUUCCCAUAGUUACACGUUGGGGGAUGGCUCGGCAUCAAUCGAAGUGUUGCUUCAGAAGGAAGCCUUUUUUGUCAAGAAGGUUGGCCCCAAAGGUACUGGACCUGUGGGGCAGGUCUCAUGGGCCAAAAACAAUGGUGUAAAGUCUGCCUGGUCGAUUGCAAAAGAGCGAUCUGGCCUGCCCUUUUCCUAG